Hemisphaericaspora subhashii is the source of this 549-nucleotide messenger RNA. Its product is annotated as TRAPP subunit. NCBI's taxonomy places the organism in Eukaryota, Fungi, Ascomycota, Pichiomycetes, Serinales, Debaryomycetaceae. The record is from RefSeq and is a predicted model, not a curated record. The coding region runs from base 1 to 549 and encodes 182 amino acids. Gene Ontology annotation, cellular component: TRAPP complex. Gene Ontology annotation, biological process: endoplasmic reticulum to Golgi vesicle-mediated transport. The transcript has a single exon.
AUGAAGGUACAUACAGUAUUCAUACUUAAUAAGGCAGGUGGAUUGAUUUAUCAAAAUGAAAUCAAUUCAGGAUUGAAUAAACUUACAGCAAAUGAUUAUCUUGUAUUGGCAGGUACACUUCAUGGAGUUCAUGCCAUUGGAUCAAGAUUAACUCCAACAAUUCAUGGGAAGGAUAAAGCAUUAACUACAGAAGAAUAUAAUCUGAAUCAGAAUUAUAGUAUUAUAAAUACCGUAAAAGCACAGAGUCCAAAUACUAAUAGAUCAGGGUUACAAAGUAUUGAAACGGAUAUGUUUAAUUUAUAUAUUUUUCAAACUGUAACUGGAUUAAAAUUUAUAACAAUUACAAGUCCAAAUGGUACAAAUCCAACAGAUCCUAAAAAGGGUGGUCAUAGUGGAGAUUUGAAUAAGAAUUAUGAUAUUGCUCAUGAAUAUUUUAGACAAUUGUAUAUGAUUUAUUCUGAUUAUGUCAUGAAAGAUCCAUUUUAUUCAUUAGAUAUGCCAAUUAAGAGUCAAUUAUUCGAUGCUAAAGUUAGAGAACUAAUGGGAUAA